Molecule: messenger RNA, 1816 nt
Organism: Stegastes partitus (bicolor damselfish)
Lineage: Eukaryota; Metazoa; Chordata; Actinopteri; Pomacentridae
Product: CD209 antigen-like protein E
Exons: 6
Coding region: 5-652 (215 amino acids)
Source: RefSeq, a predicted model, not a curated record
AAACAUGGUGAGAGCUGCACACAGAGAGGCGUCUGAGAUGAUAACGGAAAAUGUAAACCUGCCCGAUGCUUCAACCAGGAGCAAAGACGGUGAAGCAGGGAGGAAAGUGUUCAGGCUGGUUGCUGUGAGCUUUGGGCUCCUGUGCAUCCUGCAAGCUGUUCUCAACAUUUCCCUGCGUGUUGCUUUCUACAGCAGGACAUCAGAUGUUAAGAUUAUCUGCAACAACGUGUCAGAGUCAGACGAGUUGCGAAAACUGGCUGAAUAUCAUUUUCAACAAGGAUGGAUUUACAUACACCCCAGUUUCUAUUAUAUUUCUUCAACCAGGAAAAGCUGGCAGGACAGUCGAGAGGACUGUCUGCAACGAGGGGCAGACCUGGUGAUUAUCGACUCCAAAGAAGAACAGGACUUCACAAGGAAAUUUCACAGGCUCACGUGGAUUGGACUGACGGACCGAGUAGGGAGAAGAGAGUGGAAGUGGGUGGAUGGGACUCCGCUGACCAAAAGCUACUGGGGCCCCGGGGAGCCCAACAGUUACAGGGGCAAGAAAGAAGACUGUGUAGAAAUAAAAUUCCACGAUAAUGAAAACAGCUGGAAUGACAUACCAUGUGAAGACCUGAACUUCUGGAUCUGUGAAAAGAAAUUGGAUCUAUAAGUCAAGACAUAUAUAUAAUAUUCUGUAAGGCUGAACUGCACUUCAAGUUCAGCAUGAAUUCACAAAAUCACUAUUCAUGAUCAGUAUAAUCUGGAAGGCUGCUUGACAAUCGCAUGGAUCUGUAAAUGUGAAGACGCUGGAAUUUGGACUGUAAUAAACUGCACAGUUAUAAAAUUGACAAACUCAACAAACUAAUGUUGUGAUGUGAAGCAUUGCUGCUCCUAAAGUCAAUUAUGUAAUCGCAUUACGGUUACUACAGCGCCACCUUGAUUCUGCUAGAUAUGCAACUGAGCCGUUACAGAAGAUUUUGAUGGCAAGAUCAUUUCUGUUGAAGUGUUCUUUGGAAUCGUUUUCACCAUCUGGGCUGUUGGCUUUGUAGAAAUAUUUUAUUACAGUGAGUAAAAAUGAAAGAUCUUGUAUCUGUCCUCCUUAUUUGUUUGAGGAUUUGUGCAUUUGUGGUAAUAAGUGGGCAAAUGUAAAGUUUAAUAUUACAUUUUCUCAGGCAAUGUUGCAGAGUAACGCAAAAGCAACAUAACGGGUAAUAAUACUUUCUAUUGGGAUCCUUCAUGUUUUAAUAAAAGCAUUGAGCAAUAUGAAGUACAUUACUGUUUUCUGAGCAGCAACCUGAAAUUAAUUUACCUGACAUGACAUUUUUGGAGAUUUAAAACCCACUAACAUGUUGCAGGAGUAUGUAAGAUAAGUAUGUGCAAGAAAACCCUCAAAGAUCUUGCAACUAAAGGAAUUUUGCACCAAAUUGACGUCACAAAUUUCCAUAAGCAGAUGUUACAGACUUGUACAUAGAUGUUCAAAAUGUAUGUCACUUCCUGGUUGGAGACUGACUACAGAUGGGGCUGAGGGCGGAGCAUGGCUUUAGACCAGACCAAGAGCUCUGACAUCACGGGGGGAUUUGGUUUUCUUUGUAUUAGUUUUAGUUGCUGCCUGUAUAGUCUCCCCCCCAUGCGUUACAUUUGGUCUGAUCAGCCAGUAUAUAUUCUCAGUCUGGCAGGUCUGUUAGUUGAGUUAAUGUCCUUAUUUUUCAGUAGAGUUAUAAUUUGUUGACCUCUUUUAAAGGGCCCUACAACUCUGGUUUCAGUACUUUCAGUUGUUUUUUUGUAAAAGUUGUUUUUUUAAUUGAAAAUAAAUCUGUCUUAUGUGAAAUUUAAA